AUGGGUAUCAUUGAAGAUGUGUUAGUCAAGGUGGAAAAAUUUAUCUUUCUAGUAGAUUUUAUUACUUUGGAUUUAGAUGACAGGGCCGAGGUUCCCUUGAUACUUGGGUGUCCAUCUUUGGCCACUUCACAAGCAUUGAUUGAUGUUAAAGAUGGUAAAAUGGUGUUAAGAGUGGGUGAUGAAGAAGUGGUGUUCAAGUUGAAAGAUGCCAUGCGCCACUCCAUGGACGGUGAUGACACAUGCUAUGCUUUGGAUGUUAUUGAUGGUUGUGUUUCUGAUUUUGUGCAGGACACAUGGAUGAAGGAUGAUUUGUAG
Messenger RNA from Dioscorea cayenensis subsp. rotundata (Guinea yam), 315 nucleotides. RefSeq lists its product as uncharacterized. The coding region runs from base 1 to 315 and encodes 104 amino acids. The record is from RefSeq and is a predicted model, not a curated record. The transcript has a single exon. Lineage: Eukaryota; Viridiplantae; Streptophyta; Magnoliopsida; Dioscoreales; Dioscoreaceae.